CUGCCCACUUGUGCAAAUGCUCUCGAGUUCUUAUUCAUUUAUUCAGUUCAUGGGUGCCAGAGCACCGCCCGCCGCGACGUGACCACAGACUUUACCCCCGGUCUGGAUGCACCGCCACGCAAAGGUUGCCUGCGCUUAUCUCAAGCACUUUGUUCUACUGAUACUGGCUAUCGAGCAGCAUCGAAGUACUUUCAAUAACGUUCAUCAUUCUUAUCCGGUCUCUUACGGCUUUUUUGUACAUCAGACACAACCAUGGGCCAGUCAUGGAGCGGUCAGCGAACGAUUCAAGCAGCUUAUGAGCGACGUGGAAAGAAAGUCGCCUUGAAAUCGAGACAAUCAAAAGACAAAAGCAACUACGAUGGAGACUACUAUUUCUCACCUAACGCAGAUGCGUCCGAACGGUACCGGUAUAGCCAAGCAGCCUCCAACAGCGUGACAGCCAAACCUGGACAUGCAGGUCGCAAGUCAGCCUCUUCACAUACAUCACACCCUGCCCACGUAAAAGCCAUAGGAAAAGCCAAGAAAGAACGACCAUCACCCUCUGACAGACAUCGAACCAAGAAAGAAGCUCCAAAGAAGCCCAGGUCCAGCCACACACACGACAAAACACCCGGAAGAAGGAGCACAAAACACAACUCGAUCCACCGAGUAGACAGCCACCACCAAAACGAUGAGCAUUAUUCCAAGAAAGAAAGGAAAGAAUGCGCAGUUUGUACAGACGCACUCUCACUACACCACUUCCCCGACCGGCCCCCCACGAAGAACUGCAAACACAGCGUCGACGUAUGCCGAAAAUGCCUGCGCACAUGGAUCGCUUCAGAAUCCAGCGCGAAAAUGUGGAAUGACAUAACAUGCCCUAUAUGUAAAACGCAACUGCGAACGGCUGAUAUGAGAGAGUUUGCGCCGAAAGAUAUUUUCAAACGCUACACGACCCUCUCCUCCCGUGCAAAAGCCGAGUCACGCCCCGGCUUCCGCUGGUGUGGCCUCAAAGGCUGUAAAGCAGGCCAAGUGCACCUACCCAACUACCCCAGUUUCCGGUGCAACACCUGCGAAAAGACGUCUUGUGUUGUUCAUAAUGUGGCAUGGCAUAAGGGGGAGACGUGUGCAGAGUACGAUUACAGGACGAAUGGGAAGCUGAAGAAGGAAGAGGAAGAGGCGAGUAGGAAGGUGGUGGAGAAAACGACGAAGGCGUGUCCCGGGUGUAAGAGGCCGAUUGAGAAGAACAGGGGCUGUGAUCAUAUGACGUGUGCGAAAUGUCAUGUUCACUUUUGCUGGAAGUGUAUGAAGCCGUAUUACUCAUCGAGCACUCUUGCGCGCAACACUGGAGAGCAUUGUCUUUGUCAUGGGAUUCGGGAAGGCUGAUUCACUAUACGCGGUUAUUUGGGAAAGAAGGA
This is a messenger RNA of Alternaria rosae, 1394 nucleotides long. RefSeq lists its product as uncharacterized. The record is from RefSeq and is a predicted model, not a curated record. The transcript has 3 exons. Lineage: Eukaryota; Fungi; Ascomycota; Dothideomycetes; Pleosporales; Pleosporaceae. Gene Ontology annotation, molecular function: ubiquitin protein ligase activity; ubiquitin conjugating enzyme binding; zinc ion binding. Gene Ontology annotation, cellular component: cytoplasm; ubiquitin ligase complex. Gene Ontology annotation, biological process: ubiquitin-dependent protein catabolic process; protein polyubiquitination; positive regulation of proteasomal ubiquitin-dependent protein catabolic process. The coding region runs from base 253 to 1362 and encodes 369 amino acids.